Molecule: messenger RNA, 708 nt
Organism: Hyaloscypha bicolor E
Lineage: Eukaryota; Fungi; Ascomycota; Leotiomycetes; Helotiales; Hyaloscyphaceae
Exons: 2
Coding region: 1-423 (140 amino acids)
Source: RefSeq, a predicted model, not a curated record
AUGUACUUCAUCUAUCAUCAAUAUUGUUCGCACCGUCAUAGACUCGUUAUCACAGACAUCCAGUCUCGGGCCGCCUCGUUCUUUUUUUUACUGCUCAUUGAAGUGGCCGUCGCACCCGUGAAAGUCGUCGUCUCGAAUCCCACCCCAUUAGGUCCAAUGUUGAUCGCCUGUCCACUAUACACAUCCGUUGUGGGGUUCGCACCGGGCCUGAACGUGAAUGUCUUCACAAUUGAAGAGCUCUUCGUUCACGAAGCCGGCGGUAGUACGAACUACCCAACUGAAUUAGCAGCUGACGCACCACACGAGCGCUUCGAGUUGCCCGCUCCGCUUGGUCCCGCAGAACUAGACAGCGACUCAAGAACCUGGGAAGGAACGAUAGCAAACGGGACAGCCGAUUCCGCAGGCCUCUCCGCGUACGAGUGAGCAAGGAGGAAACUCGAACGCCAGCAAACAGCAGCAAUGAUGGAACUAUAGACGGCCCCAGUGCAGGAAAUAUAUCCUGUCGAGAAGAACGAAACGGAUGUCCUUCCGGUGGCUCAUUAUCGGUCGUCUGAUAUCGAACCCCCCGUGAGUCCCGUCUUCGGAGGAGCAUCUCCGACGAUCGACGUCGACCCGUCACCUGUGAGUCCUGGCUUCGUGUCUCCGCCCACCUCGCCGUUGGCUCCUCCUCCCGACCCCCCGCCCAGGUAUAGACGUAUCAAUCCCGUG